This is a messenger RNA of Styela clava, 4495 nucleotides long. RefSeq lists its product as uncharacterized. Gene Ontology annotation, cellular component: endosome membrane. Gene Ontology annotation, molecular function: kinesin binding. Gene Ontology annotation, biological process: Golgi organization; lysosome localization; regulation of protein localization. The record is from RefSeq and is a predicted model, not a curated record. NCBI's taxonomy places the organism in Eukaryota, Metazoa, Chordata, Ascidiacea, Stolidobranchia, Styelidae.
GCCGGGUGGACUCAGGUUCAGUUAACUUGGUGUGGAAGCAUCUGCAACGGGCGCUCACACAAUACACGACACUCCGCUAUGGUUAGUGUAUUUAUCCUGCACAGCCGUGUCCGUAUGAAGUGAAAAAAAUCAGACAAUAACAAUGAAUGCUCAAGAUGUAUACAAAGACGAGCUUCUGAAACAUUUUUCGGAUGCUGUGAAGCAGGUUCAAAUGGAGCAAAUGUCAUUAGAGCAAGAGAAUGGAUUAUAUGGUAUUUCUAAUGACAGUCCUACAGCAAAGAUUCUAUGCACAAGUCUUGAUAUGAUAUUCUUACAUGGUUUAAAGCACAAGGAAUAUGGAUGUUGGGAAGCAGUUCGAUAUUUCUGUCGGAAUGAUAUUCUUCGGCAAAUUGAAAAACUUAGAAAUGUUAAAACAAAUCUGGGAAGAGGAAGAGCAUGGAUAUUUAUUGCAUUGAAUGAAAAGGAAUUUGAAGGUUUCUUGCAAUCAUUUCAGAUGGAUAUGAAUCAUAUUUAUAAAUAUUAUCAUAAGUCAGCCAUGUUAUGCAGCAGUCAGGUAUUCAUCAUGCAAACAUUGAUAUCAGGAUUGGACCAUGUGACUUUCAAGCUAAAUCCAGACCUUUCUCACCUGGAUUUCAAAAUUGCUGGUCCGAAAGUCAUUUCAAAUUCAACUGUUCGCACUGUGAAUCAUCGACCAACAAAUCAACCAGUUCGUGGUUCAAGUGUACAUAUCGAUACAGGUGCUGUCACUGACAUGGCUGCCAAGACCAGUCAAAAAGCAGUUGGAUUUGUUAAAGGACUAUUGUCUCAUGAGAAUUCAUAUGAAGCUAAAUCAAUAGGCAAUAAAACAACACUCGUUGCUGUUAAUUCCGCUCGAUUUAAGGCAGCAAGGAAGGAAUGUCCUGAUUGUAAAACCAGCAGUGAACUAAUAUGUUUGUGUAUAAAGGAAAAUCAUCAAAUGCAAAAUACUUCAGUGCCUAGUUCUAAUGCCAAAUUAUUAGACUCUAUUUUUAAUAAAAGUGGUGAUAUAUCCGAAGCCUCUAUUUCUUCAGUGCCUUCUUGUUCCAACCAACGUGUCAAUCCUUUUAAUAAAUUAUCUACUGACAAAAAUGAGGUGUCAAUGGCAGAAUCCAAUUUACGAAGAUUUGACCAACAUAUGCCAAUUGUUGACACUCCUAUUGAAGUUGUUAGGAAAAAGAAACAAAAGAAAAGAAAUAAAAAGUUCUCUGAUUCAGGAAGUGACAUUUCCACCAAAAGUGAAGAUAUAUUGGUUCAUUCAAUAAGAAGAAUAAAAACGGAUGUAAUAAAAAGAAGGGGGAGCAUGAAUGAUAUCAUCCUCAGUGAUCCUCUCAUUGGAUUUGAUCCUGGUGUAGAAGAAUGUGAAAGUACUCCAAGUUUAUAUAGUGACCAUCUUUCUGAUAUUGUCCAAGCUUCUGCAUCUGAAUUGGAAAAUAUUAAUCCUAAUCAUGAAGGUGCGAGUCAAAGUCAAAUAGGUGUUAUGUCUAGCACUGAGGGUGAUUAUAACGCUAUUUCUGAAAUGUGCAAUAACGAUCAACUAACACAAACAUUUGUAUCUAACCAAUCUGCAUGUUAUGUUUCUUCUCAGGGUAGCUUAAAUACUACCGGUACUAAUGAUAGGGUAGAAAUUACAACCGGAUAUAAAAAACCCAUAUCUGAUAACAAUUUGGAAAGUACUACAUCCAUGACUGAAAAUUCAGCUGAUACAGGUAAUGGAAAUAUUGAGGAUAUUAUGGAAGAAUCUACAAUGACAUCAAAUUUGGAAGAAAAUUUGUCUGAAACUUUAAACAGUGAAAGUGAAAAAGAUCUCCACAAUAAUAUAACUGAGACCAAUGUUCCAAAAGAAAAAGUAGUAUCUAAUUCUACAAUAACAGACAAUGAAAAUUCUGCUGAAAAUGUUGAAAAUACAGAUAUGAUGACUGACGUAGUAGUAACAACUUCUUCUGAAAAUGAAAAUCUGACAACCAUCCACCCAGAUGUGAGUGAAAACUUAAAUUCAACUGAUGAUUCUUCUAGUGUUAAUAAUGACAAUGUUUCAUUGAGAAGUGAUGAAGUGUCAAAUCAAAAAUCAGUACCUGAAAGCAAUGCAGAUUUCAAAAAUAAUAACUUUGAAAAGUUGUCUGCAUCAUUUGGGGGAGCAGAAACAAAAAAUACUCAUAUUACUGGAAAGAAGAAGCGUACAAUGAGAAGGUAUCGAUCUGAAUCUGAAGAUUUAUUGAAUGCUUUAACUAAGAAAGAAGUAGAAAGAUUAAGAGCUGAAAUUCAAAAUAAAUUAAAACCAUCUCAAGACAGAUUAGAAAAAGUUCGAAAGUCAAUUGCAGAAAAAAAGUCAUCUCGAGUAGGUGUUGGUAGUUUUCAUCAUGAUUCUACUUUCAUGUUAGACGAAGAUCGAGAUUCUGAGGCUUCCUCAUCCUCUCGACCACUUUUUGAUGACUUGAGUGAUGAUGCUCAGUCCACUCUCAGUUUUGACAAUGACACACAGGCUGAUGAGGAUGUUAGUGCAUGCACAGGUGACUCUUCAAGUUUAUUUAGUGAGUCAGCAUCUUCACUGCCCGCUACAUGGCGAACUGUUGUAAAUUCGGCAAGUAAAAAAAUUCCCAAUUCCAACAUUAUUACGGAAAGUGAUUUGCCUCACAGAGCAGUAGCUGAUAUUGACAACACGUUGCGUUUGUAUCUUAUGUUGGAAAUAUUAAUGGAUGAAAAUGAAGCAUUCAUCAAGAUGUUUCACUUGAGCACUGGCCAUGCAGAGGGUAACUGGACUCCAUUGUAUCUCCUGUUUACGGAUUCAUUUGUAUAUUUUCUUCGGAGUGGAGAUGGGAGUUGUCCUUAUCAACCUGAAGAAAUUGUUUCUUAUGAAGAUCUUGAUUAUAUUGCUGUAGGAAGUAAUAGCCAGACAAUGCAGUUUGUUUUUUAUAAAAACAAAUCCAGACCUUCAAAAUCAAGUAAAGUUGCCAGAGGAAAAGUAAGAACAAAACUAACUAUUGAUACUGCAGAUAAGAAAUUAACGGAAUUGAUAAUAUCAAAUUUAUCAAGAGCAUUGGUUUCAUUCACGAGGCAACAAAGUGUUAUUAAAGUUUGUCCACCCAUAUUUCAUGAUGCAAAAGAACAUCAAAUAUCUUUAAGAAAAUAUAUGGUCGCUGAAGGUUUGACUGGUGAUAUUCAAUUGUACCAACUUAUCCACUGGGAAGAUCCUAAUUUUGUAACUGGGGCAAGCAUGUCUAAAAUAUCUAUGGAGGGAACUUUGAAAUACAGAGCAGUUACAUUCUGGGGAUCAACGUGGAGAUCUGCCUAUUUUGUAUUGAAUGGAGGAAUUCUUUAUCAAUAUGAAAACAAAGAUAGUGAAAAGCCUUUUAUUAGUUAUGAGUUAACACGAAACAACUGUGUUGGAUGCAAGAGACUGCGAUCAACGUCUUUCAAAACCCCAAGCCUGCAGUUUGAAAUUGUUUUCGCUGAUGAAACCAAGAUAGAAUUGUGUGGAUACUCAGACAUUGAAGUUACAGAAUGGUUGCAAUGUUUAUGCAUGAUCGUGUCUUUAGAUCAGUCAUCAUUGAUUGACAAAGAAGGUCCUCCUGAUGGUAUUGUUAUGAACAUGUUGCACCAUGAUGCUCUCGUGCCAUGUAGUAUGAUUAUUGUUGAUGAACAGUUAUUACUUUGCCACGAAGAUCAACAUACUGGAUUUUGUCGGACACUGUCAAAAACCUUUGCUCGUGACAUCACACAAAUUAACAUUGAUAAAAAAACAUCACUUGUAUGUGAAAUUGUCAUCAAUAUUUGUUCAGAACAACCUCAGACGUUAAAUUGGGGAAUAUUUUUUUCUUGUGUUGAAGCGUUAGAGGACUUUUUAUCCGUGAUGAAUUCAUUCUCUAAAGCUCCAACAUUGAAUGAUGCAGGCAGCAAAUCAUCAAUGACACAUUACCUUGAAGCUAGAACUUUGCUUGAUAAUCGAUGGACGAGGACAGAUAACUUAUUAAAGGGAAGGGGUGGAAGUGUGGAAAAUUAUACUUUUAUUUAAUAAUCUUGGAUAAAUAAAAUUUGAGAUUAAAAUCUUAGUUCAGUAUUGAAAUUGCUUCGUUCCAGCUUAUUAAAAUUGGUGCCAAUCCAUGACAUUGAUUGCAACCUAAAAUUGACUUUUUGCCCUUGAGCGGAAGAUGUAUAACAAGAUUUAUACUAUCGUAUUUCACAUUCUGGAUCAUACUGAUGGUUUACAGGCUGUAGUGUCACAAGCAUCGCAAAGUAAGUCUUGUCAAAAACAAGGCAAUAUGAACUUUCACUAUGAUUGAAAUAUUCUGGAAAAAGAUGUGAACCACUCCAUGUUACCUAGCCCAUAAUUGGUGGAGAAAGACAACAUCUCUCACUUGAUGCAAUUGGCAAUAAGUAGUUGUACAUAUGUAUAGUUCAAUAAAGCUUGUUUUUAUAUUCUCUGGAGACGUGUCAUAUUUUAUGCAACUAUUUAUCAAUACAUUAUAUUUUAGAGUUCAAC